Messenger RNA from Zophobas morio, 1723 nucleotides. Its product is annotated as phospholipase A1-like. Gene Ontology annotation, molecular function: lipase activity. Lineage: Eukaryota; Metazoa; Arthropoda; Insecta; Coleoptera; Tenebrionidae. Gene Ontology annotation, biological process: lipid catabolic process. The coding region runs from base 200 to 1273 and encodes 357 amino acids. The record is from RefSeq and is a predicted model, not a curated record. The transcript has 5 exons.
UUUUGCUUUAACCGUGACUUUUAAAACAGCAUUUAUCUGGGUUUAGUUUCAUCCUAAUAUCCACCUAAUUUACUCUAAUUAAUUUUCUAUACCAUUAACAAAUAACGACUAGUUGUUGAGCAACUUGUCGACCUUCCGAACUAUCUUUUAUUGGGUGCUUAAAUUGAAAUCGGCAUUCUUGUGAGAAAUUUCGAAGAAAAUGCAGGAACCAAUUUUCGUGCUGUUAUUCUUGCUUUCAAUUGUUUGUUUUUCAGAAGUAAAAUCAGAAAUCGAAGAUCGUUUAAAAGAGGAUCUUUUUAACAUCCACAAACACAUCGCUAUUGAAGCAAAGGAAAUUAAAAAUGACCACGUCACCCCGAAUAAAAUAAAAUAUUUUUUAUUUACCACCAAGAACGGCGGCAAUUUUACAGAAAUAGAUCCUUCUAAUCCAAAAGAACUAAACAAUCCUACCGCACCCAUUAUUUUUAUUAUCCACGGUUGGACUGAAACCCGUGAGAAAGAGUGGUAUGAAGACCUGAAAAAUGCAUUUUUAAUUAGGAAUAAUGAAUCUUACGUGAUUCAAGUAGAUUGGUCAGAGCCAGCUGAUCAGCUGUAUACUAUUUCGUCUUGGAAUACCAAGGAUGUUGGAUCCAUAAUUGGGGAAUUCAUUGUUGGUUUACAUAAAAAUUAUUCACUCCCGCUUAAGAACUUCCUAAUCGUUGGUCAUUCGUUAGGUGGUCAAGUUUCGGGUUUCAUCGGUAAAAAAGUUAAAGAACUAACUAAUAACAAACUGCCGCGUUUAAUCGCACUGGAUCCUGCCGGUCCUUGGUUUACUACUCGACCAGAAGAGGAAAGGCUUAACAAAGAUGACGCAGAUGUAGUCCAUGUUAUCCAUACUGAUGGUGGUACUUUUGGUUUUAAAGAUUCUUGUGGCACUGUCGACUUUUUCCCAAACGGUGGAAAUUCACAACCGGGUUGCGCUAGAAUCGAUUUACUGGACAUAACGAGUGUUGCGGAACCGAUAUGGUGCGACCAUCACAGAAGUUGGCAAUACUUUAUUGAGGCAGUUUUGAAUCCUAAGGAAUUUUUGGGCAGCAAAUGUGGUGGAUGGGCCCAAUUUAAAACCAAUAUCUGCGAUAAGGCGGAGGUGGCUAUGGGAGAUUUAGAAACUACUGAAACAGGAGAUUUUUAUUUAGAAACAAACAAGGAUAAACCUUAUGGAAGAAAAAUUGGUGGUUUUGGAUUACGUAAUGUAAGUGAUGUGUUGUCGUCUGUUCCAUCAAAACUGUUUUAAUUUAUUCUCACAAACAUAUGUACAACGGCGUAAUAUUAAUGUUAGAAUUUUUGGUGUAGGUGUUUUGUGUUAUGUUUUAGGACUUGAUUACUGUAAUUGUGUUGUAGUUCGUUUUAGUCUUUUUAACAUGGUUUAUAUUGCUCGAUAAAUAACUAAAUGUGUUACCAAUAGGUUAAAAUUAAUAUUUUUAUAAGAUUGCUUACUUGCUGUUACAUAAAAUUAAGCAGGUAUAUACAUAUUUCAGUAUUAAUUUAAUACAUACAAGAUAGUACUAGAACAGUCUUCAACUUUAGAAGAAAAAAAUAAUGCAGGUUAAUAUAGUUUAAACGAUUUUUAAUUAUCAACGUUUGAGUGAAGUCCACGCGGUUUUAGAUUGGCCACCAAAAUUAGUCAAAAGUAGAUGUGUGAGGAGUUAGUACUUUUAUAACGUGUGGAAAAUUACUUUUUUGU